This is a messenger RNA of Colletotrichum fioriniae, 546 nucleotides long. RefSeq lists its product as uncharacterized. Lineage: Eukaryota; Fungi; Ascomycota; Sordariomycetes; Glomerellales; Glomerellaceae. The record is from RefSeq and is a predicted model, not a curated record.
AUGAAGCUGUCACUCCUCCUCAUUGCCGCCCCCGCGGCACAGGCCGCGGUCUCAUACAUGUCAGCCGUUCCUGACAAGCUCAUGGCCAUGGUCGAGGCAUCAGGAGACUGCAACCUACCCGACGACUUCCAGAUCCAAAACUUUACCGCCGAGUCAGCGGAUGGCAAGACGGCGGACUCGCUCGACUUUACCUUCAACGACGACAGCACCGUUCUCAACACGCAGUGCCACCUCAACGCCUCGUCGGUACCGGUGUCCGGUGACGGGCGGACACCGAGGUACACUUGCGACAACGCUAGUGUGCAAUUCAUUUGGCAGAAUGGCACAAUCACAGUCAUUGAGAAGGUUUGCCCUGGUGACGACGGUGCCGCCGAUUACGAGGCUUCCGGGACGGCCGCGGUUCCGUUGGUGUGCGACGGAGGCGCCGCGAACGGGACGGGCAACGCCGCUAGGUCACACAGGCGUGCAAGGAGGGCAGCCGUUGCAUGCAAGUCCAACUCGGACGACAUCCGAUCGAGAUUCUUCAGCAUCCAGCCGGUUGGUUGA